AUGUCGACCUACUGCGACUCGAUCCCGACCCUGUCGGCGCCACCCGUCCUGAGCGAGCGCGGGCAGCGCGCCCUCGUUCGCCCGCCGCUCCUCUGCUGUUCGCUGUUCGAGUGCCAGUACAGCACCCUCAACACGUCGGGCCUGAUCAAUCUCGGCGUCGCAGAGAACAGCCUCUGCGUCGAGUGGCUCGCCGACUUCUUCAAGCGCAACAUCAGCCUCGAGUACAGCGAUUUCACGUACGGCACGGCCUUGACUGGCUCGCACCGCCUCUUCGCCGCCCUGCGACACCUCUUCUCGACCUACUUUGCGGCGCACCGCCCCGUCGAGCCGUCGCACGUCCUGUGCGGCGGCGGCUGUUCGGCCAUCCUCGACUCGCUCGCGUCGGUUCUCGCCGACCCGGGCGACGUCAUCCUCAUCGCCCUUCCGGCGUACCCGGGCUUUGCGGCGAGCUUUGGCUGCCGCAGCGGCGUCGAGGUCGUCGGCGUGCGGCUCGAGCCGGGCGAGGAGGCGUCGCCGAGCGCGCUCGACAGGUUCGAGCGCGCGUACGUCGAGUGCGCCGAGCAGGGCAAGAAGGUGCGCGCCGUCGUCGUGUGCAACCCGCACAACCCGCUCGGGUUCUGCUACCCGCGCGCGACGCUCGUCGCCUACUGCCGCUGGGCCGAGGCUCGUCAGCUCCACCUCAUCAGCGACGAGAUCUACGCCCUGUCGACGUACGCUACCGCCGACGACCCGUGCCCGACCCCGUUCACCUCGCUCCUCGCGCUCGACCCUCUCGCCGAGGCCGGGUGCUCGCCGUCGCGCAUCCACGUCGUGUACGGCGCGAGCAAGGACUUUGGGUGCAACGGGCUGCGGCUUGGCGUCCUCGUGUCGCAGGCCAACCCGGACGUGCACGUCGCGAUCGAGAGCAGCGCGCUCCUCAUCAAGGUCUCGAGCGCCGCCGACGCCCUCUUGGCGUCGCUCCUCCUGUCGCCCUCGCUCCCUGACUUUGUCGCGCUCAACCAGUCGCGCCUCGCGGCCGCCUACGCUCGCGUGACGUCGUUCCUGCGCGAGCACGGCGUGCCGUACCGCCCGGCGCACGCGGGCCACUUUGUGUGGGUCGACCUGCGCGCGUGGCUCGAGGGCGGCGGGAGCGAGGGUCCGAGCGAGCUUGAGAAGGAGGCGACGCUCGCGAGGAUGCUCUGGAGCCACGGCGUCAACCUCGGCCGCGGCUCGGCGUACGGCGGCACGCCCGGCUGGUUCCGCCUCACGUUCACGGUGCGCACCGACUUCUUCGAGGCGGGCCUCGAGCGGCUCUCGAGGGCGCUCGAGGGUCGUGCGCGCAAGGGCGAGGACGUCGAGGUGACGCUGCGCGAGGUCGAGGGCGUCGGCGAGGUGUGCACGAGCCUGGUGGCGGCGGCGUGA
Molecule: messenger RNA, 1401 nt
Organism: Rhodotorula graminis WP1
Lineage: Eukaryota; Fungi; Basidiomycota; Microbotryomycetes; Sporidiobolales; Sporidiobolaceae
Exons: 6
Coding region: 1-1401 (466 amino acids)
Biological process (GO): biosynthetic process; amino acid metabolic process
Molecular function (GO): transaminase activity; pyridoxal phosphate binding
Source: RefSeq, a predicted model, not a curated record